Molecule: messenger RNA, 1887 nt
Organism: Pollicipes pollicipes
Lineage: Eukaryota; Metazoa; Arthropoda; Thecostraca; Pollicipedomorpha; Pollicipedidae
Product: stomatin-like protein 2, mitochondrial
Exons: 6
Coding region: 72-1070 (332 amino acids)
Biological process (GO): mitochondrion organization
Cellular component (GO): membrane; mitochondrion
Source: RefSeq, a predicted model, not a curated record
UGUCGCUGGCGCUGGACUCGCCGGCCGGCCAGGCGCGCAUCAGCCAGGUCCGGCUGCGCCACUCCACGCCGAUGAACACCGUCAUCAUGUUCGUGCCACAGCAAGAGGCCUGGGUGGUGGAGCGCAUGGGGAAGUACUCGCGCGUGAUGGAGCCCGGCCUGAACCUGCUGGUGCCGGUGGUGGACCGCGUCAAGUACGUGCAGAACAUGAAGGAGCAGGCUAUUGAUAUACCGCAGCAGUCUGCGAUCACGUCAGAUAACGUGCUGUUAAACAUCGACGGCGUGCUGUUCCUGCGCGUCGUCGACCCGUACAAGGCCAGCUACGGCGUUGAGGAUCCGGAAUUUGCCAUCACGCAGCUGGCCCAGACCACCAUGAGGUCGGAGCUGGGCAAGAUCCAGCUGGACAAGGUCUUCCGAGAGCGCGAGAGCCUCAACAUCGCCAUCGUCGACUCCAUCAACAAGGCCAGCGAGUCCUGGGGCAUCACCUGCCUGCGAUAUGAGAUUCGCGACAUCAAGCUGCCGCACAACGUGCAGGAGGCGAUGCAGAUGCAGGCGCAGGCGGAGCGCAAGAAGCGGGCCGCCAUCUUGGAGUCGGAGGGCGUCCGCAUGGCCGAGAUUAACAUGGCCGAGGGCCAGAAGCAGAGCGUGAUUCUUGCCUCAGAGGCGGCGCGCGCCGAGCUGGUGAACAAGGCGGAGGGCGAGGCGGAGGCGCUGCUGGCUGUGGCGCGCGCGCGCGCCCAGUCGCUGGCCGUCAUCUCGGAGGCGCUCUCACUGCCGAACGGCCAGAACGCCGCCUCGCUGGCCAUCGCCGAGCAGUACGUGCGCGCCUUCCAGAGUCUGGCCAAGAGCAGCAACACCAUGCUGCUGCCGGCCGACACCGGCAACAUGGCCGGCAUGGUGUCACAGGCCAUGGCCAUAUACGGCUCCGUAACCGGCAGGAACGCCGCCGCCGCGAUAGAUGGCAGCACCGCCGUGCCGCCAGAUGGCAAGAUGGGCGCGCGGCCAGCCAGCGGCUCGGUGACUGAGAGCGUGACCACAGGAAUGUCGGACGGGCCGACUGGCAUGAGCUAGGCGAGACGCUGGGGAUAGUGAGAUCAGUGCGGGACGGACAGUCAGACAGGGUCGCUAGCACGAUUCGCGGUGGGCCGAGCGAGCGGUACGCCUUGUCGCCGUCCGUGAGUUUCGCGUGAAGCGGGACGGGUACUUUCCAGUGUGAUCACGGCAGGCAGUGCGGUGUCGAGAGCGAGCGGCCGCAUCUACCGGCCACGAAGCGCCACAGUACUGGCGAGGGCCCGGGUGCAGCGGGAUGAUAGCUCUGCGGCAUUGGUUACGCCGGCGAGCAAGGCUGUGCACACAUUUCUUCCGCAGUGUGCACCAUCCGCUUCGAAUCGGACCUGUCCAAAGAGCCUGUCGCGUAAUCCGUUGGCACCGAAGUGAAUAUUCCGUGGGAAUGACAGCGCGGCCGAUGAUCACGCUCCGCUGACCUCGGGUGACGCCUGUUUGACGACUCGUAUGUCGCGUUGUGGUUGGGUGCGGCCUUCCUGCCGGUCCGGCCUCCUGUUCCGCUAACCCCAGAGAAGAGGCGGUCCUGGGCCUGGCGAGGCACCCGCCCACCGCCUAAGUGGAAUCGCCCAUACGCGUCCUGCUUCAGCGCUGGUCGCUGUGACUCACGUUACCCGAAGCAGGACGCCGAUGGAGCAGGAGGAGGACGGGGAGGAGUGGGACGGGCGGGUCGGCCGUGGCGCCCGCGCGGGCCUGGUCUGUCGGGGCGCUCAGUCCGGCUCCUGGACAAAAGCAUGCGGGUCGCGCCGCCUCGCCUCGCCUCCAGUCGUGUGCUGCUGCCGUGUCGUGCCGUGCCGUGCCGUGCCGUGCCGUGCCGUGUCGAGUG